AAAAGUCAAAAAUCAAUCGUUGAAUAUCGACCAAAAAGCAUAUAACGAUGAUGAUGAUGAAAGGGAUUUCACUUUCUCAAUCGAUCAAUUUUAAUCCAAACAUCGAAUUCAAUCGACCGCAUCUUCAGAUCACCACUGUGAUUCCAAAUCAAACCCAAUCUCGAUUUUCCCGCCCUCUUUCCCGAAGAUCCCUCCGUGUUCUCUCACUCUCCGUCGAUCCAUCGGCAAAUCGGAAUGCUAAAUCAGCACACGCGCCGCCUCUGGUGGUUGUGGGAUCUGCUAACGCCGAUAUCUAUGUGGAGAUCGAGAGAUUACCCAAGGAAGGCGAAACGAUUUCGGCCAAGACAGGGCAAACCCUCGCCGGCGGAAAAGGCGCGAAUCAGGCUGCGUGUGGAGCGAAGCUGCUUUAUCCGACUUACUUCGUUGGUCGUUUGGGAGAGGACGCCCACGGGAAGCUUAUAGCUGAGGCGUUGGGCGAUGGCUGUGGUGUUCACUUGGAUUACGUGAGAUCGGUGAAUGAUGAGCCGACGGGACACGCGGUGGUGAUGCUUCAAUCCGACGGUCAGAAUUCGAUCAUUAUCGUUGGUGGUGCAAAUAUGAAAGCUUGGCCUGAGAAGAUGACUGAUGAUGAUCUUGAGAUUGUGAGGAAUGCUGGUAUUGUGCUGCUUCAAAGGGAGAUCCCAGAUUCCAUCAAUAUUCAAGUUGCUAAGGCUGUGAAGAAAGCAGGUGUUCCGGUCAUCCUUGAUGUUGGAGGAAUGGAUACGCCAAUACCGAAUGAGCUAUUGGAUUCCGUUGACAUCUUGAGUCCGAAUGAAACUGAGCUCAGUCGCUUGACCGGAAUGCCAACUGAAACUUUUGAACAGAUUAGCCAAGCUGUUGCAAAGUGCCAUAAGUUGGGAGUUAAGCAAGUCCUAGUGAAACUCGGGUCCAAAGGAUCUGCACUAUUCAUAGAAGGGGAAAAACCAAUCCAGCAGUCUAUAAUACCCGCUGCACAAGUGGUCGAUACUACAGGAGCUGGGGAUACUUUCACAGCAGCAUUUGCAGUGGCUAUGGUAGAGGGCAAGUCACAUGAGGAAUGCUUGAGAUUUGCUGCUGCAGCUGCCUCUCUUUGUGUCCAAGUAAAGGGUGCAAUACCGAGCAUGCCCGACCGAACAUCUGUCUUGAAGCUCCUUAAAUCUAGUAUCUAAAACCGAUACUCUUUUCGGAGAGGUUGAAGCACGCGAAGGCAUUCAGCGGUUUCAUUAGCUACACCAAAUCAACGAUUGUCCUAUGUAGUCUCCGUCUCUUUGAACACCACUUCCUUUUAGGUUGUCUGAAUUAAGAUUAUAUAUAUCAUAAUAAUUUGUAGUAAUGAAAUUCUGAUCUAAAA
Messenger RNA from Arabidopsis arenosa, 1369 nucleotides. The record is from the annotation of a GenBank genome assembly. NCBI's taxonomy places the organism in Eukaryota, Viridiplantae, Streptophyta, Magnoliopsida, Brassicales, Brassicaceae.